This is a messenger RNA of Neltuma alba, 312 nucleotides long. Its product is annotated as mitochondrial uncoupling protein 4-like. NCBI's taxonomy places the organism in Eukaryota, Viridiplantae, Streptophyta, Magnoliopsida, Fabales, Fabaceae. The transcript has 2 exons. Bases 1 to 312 code for a protein of 103 amino acids. The record is from RefSeq and is a predicted model, not a curated record.
AUGGGGAUAGUCAGUGUCGCGCCACCUCCGGCUCGUGUUGGUCCUAUUACCGUCGGCGUUCGCAUCAUCAAACAAGAAGGUGUUGCCGCUCUUUACAACGGAGCCUCCGCCACUGUCCUCCGCCAGAGUCUCUACUCCACCACCCGAAUGGGACUCUACGAUUACCUCAAGCAUAAGUGGUCCGAUCAAAAAGCCGGCGGCAACAUGUCGCUUUCCGGGAAGAUCGCAUUCGGUUUGUUGGCUGGAGGUGUGGGUGCAGCAGUUGGAAACCCGGCGGACUUAGCCAUUAUUCGCAUGCAAGCCUUCACAUAA